Chrysoperla carnea is the source of this 588-nucleotide messenger RNA. Its product is annotated as zinc finger protein 84-like. Lineage: Eukaryota; Metazoa; Arthropoda; Insecta; Neuroptera; Chrysopidae. The record is from RefSeq and is a predicted model, not a curated record. Gene Ontology annotation, molecular function: RNA polymerase II cis-regulatory region sequence-specific DNA binding; DNA-binding transcription factor activity, RNA polymerase II-specific. Gene Ontology annotation, biological process: regulation of transcription by RNA polymerase II. Bases 1 to 588 code for a protein of 195 amino acids. The transcript is spliced from 2 exons.
AUGGAAGAAGAUAUUUGUGGGUUAAAAUUUUUCACAUCGGAACAAAUUUCCACAACAAACGAUAGCUGUGAUGCUUACCAAAAUGUAACAACACCAUCAAAUUUUUACGACAAUACAGUGAGUAGUACAUUUAGCUUAACACUUUUUGUCAACAAAGAUGAUAAAAUUAAUGGAGAAAUGCAAAAUUACUUAUGCGAUUUUUCCCUACUGGAAAAAUAUCUUACUGGUAAUCCAGAAAAAAGCGAAACAAACGUUCAUCUUUACAAUGCAAUGAGUGAAAAAUGUUCACAGGAUAAAACAGAAAUAGUAACUGUAAAUCCAUUAAAAAAACGUUUCGAAUGUGAAUUUUGCCAGCGUGCAUUUAAGAAAAAAUGCAAUUUAAUUGCACAUGAACGAACCCACACUGGAGAACGCCCUUUUCAAUGUACAAUGUGCGAUAAAAAAUUUAGUGAAUCGAGCAGCGUGUUUAAACAUCAACGUGUUCACACCGGAGAACGACCCUAUAAAUGUGAUAUUUGUGAUCGACAUCAAUUAAUACAUAAUAAUUCUUUUGAAGAGAAUUCAACGGACUCGAAAGAAGUAAAUUAA